AUGGAGAGGGUUUCUUCUGCAAAGAUGAAAGCUUGGCCCAAAGAUGACUUCACUGAUAUAGUUAUUUCGUGGACUCUGGAAGACAUUUUUAACCAGAAUCUGUUCAACGACCAGGUCGAGAAGAUUCCGGAAACAUUCAAUUCAGCGGACCAUUAUCUAUGUUCUUUUUUCUUUCCUGUAUUGGAAGAAACACGUGCUCAGCUUGCAGCUUCUAUGGAUGUAAUGGACAGAGCGCCGUUUGCUGAAGUGAUCGCCAUUGAUGCGGUGAACAAACAUGGGGAACCUCUAUAUAGUGUUAAGGUGGACGUUUGGAAGAAUAGAGUGCGUGAUGACAGAGAGCCAUACAGAACAUUGCCUGGAGAUAUUGUUGUGAUCUCAGAUAAUAGACCAGUGAGUGCUUCUGAUUUGGAUCGAGCUGGGUCGAACUGGACACUUGCUUCAGUUGUUAAUCUCGUGAAUGAUGAGGAAGAUGGUGCCAAUAUCUCCACAAAUUUUAAAGUGAAAAUGCCGACUGAUCUCACUCCCGAUCUUGAGAAAUAUGAAGGAUUCCACAUUGUGUUCUUAGAAAACAUCACAACGCAUAAAAGGAUUUGGAAUGCAUUGCACAUGAGGAAAAACAUGAAGAUUAUUGACUCGGUUUUGUACACGAAUGGUGAGCUCAUUCCAUUUAUACUGUAUGUCUUCAUAAACCUUAUCGUUUUGGUGAGAAUUAUUUCACUCAAGGCUGAGAAGAAAUGUUAUCUCUGCUCUCCUCAUCCUGAUAAUAUUGGUUGCACUGACAGAAUUGGGACUGGCAUGUUCUCCAAACUGAAUGAAUCACAAGCGAAUGCUGUACUGACUUGCCUUGAAAGGGUGAAAUGUGACCAAAUAUCGCAUGUUGAUCUGAUAUGGGGUCCUCCUGGUACUGGAAAGACAAGUACGAUCAGUAUAUUGCUUUAUAUGCUCUUGAAAAUGAAUUGCAGAACACUUAUCUGUGCGCCUACAAAUGUGGCAGUAACACAAGUUGCCGCUCGGGUGAUAAAACUUGUGCAAGAGUCUUUUAAAGGUGAAUCCUCAGAGAAAUAUUUGUUAUAUCCUUUGGGUGAUGUGGUCCUACUUGGAAACAAGGAUAGAUUAAAGAUGGGGGGUGAUAUUGUGGAGAUCUAUUUAGACAAUCGUGUUGACAGGCUUGUUGAGUGUUUGGGGCCACUGAAAGGUUGGAGACAGUGCAUUGAUUCCACAGUUCAUUUUCUUGAAGAUUGUGUUUCUGAUUAUGAUAUCUUUGUUGAAAAUGAAUUGAAAAUGAGAGAGUUGAAUGUUAAAGGUGAAACUUUGAAGGAUAGCAUAAAACCCACAUCCUUUCUUAAGUUUAUUAAAUUGCGGUUUGAGGUUAUAGUAUCAGCCCUCAGAAGUUGCAUGCUUAUAUUUUGUACUCAUUUACCAAGGCAUUUCAUUCAAGAAAAAAAUUUCCAAGAUAUCAUGUCCCUGAUAUGCUUAUUGGAUUCUCUAAAAGAAAUGAUAUUUCAGGAGCAUAUGAGAUCUGCGAAAUUGAAGGACCUAUUUUCACAGCCAGUUUCCUCUAAGCCAUUUGUGAAUACAUCUUCUUUGCUCUGCUUGAGAAUCCAGUGCAUCUCCAUUCUUAAAAUGCUUCUACAUUCUUUGGGAGUACUUGAACUUCCAAGCGCAUUAAAUAAAGCUUCAAUAAAGGAAUUCUGUUUAAGGUCGUCAUCCUUGAUUUUCUGCACUGCUUCUAGUUCAUAUAAGAUGCAUUCAACUGAGAUGGAACCUUUCAACUUAUUGGUCAUUGAUGAAGCAGCUCAGUUGCGGGAAUGCGAAUCUAUUAUACCACUUCAACUUCCUGGUCUAAAACAUGCAAUUCUUGUAGGUGAUGAAUGCCAAUUACCAGCAACUGUUUGCAGCCAAGUGUGUUCUGAAGCUGGUUUUGGAGGAAGCUUAUUUGAAAGGCUAAGUUCAUUGGGGCAUUCAAAGCUCUUGCUUAAUGUGCAGUACCGGAUGCAUCCAGCAAUAGGCCAUUUUCCAAAUUUGAGUUUCUAUCGUAUGCAAGUCCUAGAUGCUCCAAAUGUUAGAAGCAAAGCCUACGAGAGACAGUAUCUCCAGGGAAACAUGUUUGGUCCAUAUUUGUUUAUUAGUGUCCCCAGUGGAAAAGAAGAAUCAGAUGAUUUUGGGCAUAGCAAAAGAAAUAUGGUUGAGGUGGCUUUAGUAAUUAAGAUUCUGCAGAACCUGUACAAAUUUUGUAGCUCCAGAAAGAAGCUUAGCGUUGGUGUUAUAUCUCCUUAUACUGCUCAAGUUGUUGCGAUAAAAGAUAGAAUUGGUAGAAAGUAUGACAACCUUAAUGGCUUUUCAGUUAAGGUGAAGUCUACUGAUGGGUUCCAGGGUGGGGAAGAAGAUGUUAUAAUAUUAUCCACUGUUAGAUCUAACCGUAGUGGCUCAAUUGGUUUUUUGUCUAGUUUGCAAAGAACUAAUGUUGCUCUGACAAGAGCCAGACACUGUUUAUGGAUCUUGGGAAAUGAAAGGACGCUUGUUGAUAGCAAUUCAGUUUGGGAAGGAUUAGUUCUAGAUGCAAAGGAUCGCCAAUGCUUCUUUUGUGCUGCUGAAGAUAGUGAUCUGUUGAAAACUGUUAUAGAUGUCAAGAAAGAGCUGGAUCAACUUGAUGAUUUGCUUAAUGCAGAUAGCAUCCUAUUAAAAAAUCAAAUAUGGGAGGUUCUAUUGAGUGACAAUUUCAGAAAAUCAUUUAAAAAUCUUGUGUCAUCCCGCUUGAGAAUGGCAGUGCUUAAUCAUUUAUGUAAGCUUGCUAGUGGAUGGAGACCAAAGAGGAAAUGUGUGGACUUGGUGUGCGAAAGCUCAUUCCAGGUUGUGAAACAGUUUAAGAUUGAAGGGUACUACAUUAUCUGCACCAUUGACAUUCAGAAGGAUUUGAACUACAAACAAGUGUUGAGGGCCUGGGAUUUAUUGCCUCUUGAUGAGGUUGGCAAAUUAGUGAGACGCCUUGAUAGCAUAUUCGCUAUGUAUAAUGAUGAUUUUAUCGAUUUGUGUAAACUGAAAUGCUUUGAUGGGGUCUUGGAAGUUCCAAAAGUCUGGCCAGGUUCUUAUGAUCUGGUAAGGUUCAAGAAUCCUAGUGAGAGAGUGGCUGAUUACUCAAAUGAUGGUGUGGUGGACGGUAGUAGUUAUGCUGAAAAUUCUAGAGUAAGUGAAAGCUUACUUUUGAUGAAGUUUUACGCCUUAUCAUCUGGCAUUGUCAACCAUCUGCUCUCUGAUAACCAUGGUGAAGAAAUUGAUAUCCCUUUUGAAGUGACUGAUGAGGAAAAGGAGUUAAUCCAAUCAGGAAGGAGUAGUUUCAUACUGGGUCGAUCAGGCACUGGGAAAACCACUGUGUUGACCAUGAAAUUAAUUCAGAAGGAGCAACUGCAUCAGCUUGCCUUAGGGGGAGUGAUGAAAGAUGAGACAAAUGAGAUAAGCAAGUAUGCAGGAGAAAGUAGCUUUUCUAGAGCUGAGAUUGCAAUGAUGAGCCAAUCUGAAGCUGAGGCGAAGAAGCCUACUCUAAGGCAGCUUUUUGUCACAGUUAGUCCAAAACUAUGCUUUGCAGUCAAGAAACAAGUUUCUAAUUUGAAAUGCUUUGUUGACGGGGGCAAAUUCUCUGCUGGGAACAGUGUGAUGGAUAUGGAUGAUUUGGAUGGAUUUUCACAUUUUAAAGACAUUCCAAAUUCUUUUGUUGGCAUUCCAGACAGUAAGUAUCCUCUGGUAAUCACUUUUCACAAGUUUCUGAUGAUGCUUGAUGGAACACUGUGGCCUUCAUACUUUGACCGUUUCCAUGAUACAAGCACACUUUCUCUGAACCGUAUUUCAAGAUCAGUCACUUUAGAUACUUUCAUACGAGGGAAAGAGGUUAACUUUGACCGCUUUUGUUGCUUGUAUUGGCCACAUUUCAAUUCCCAAUUGACAAAGAAUCUUGAUCCUUCCAGAGUGUUUACUGAGAUAAUUUCGCAUAUAAAAGGAGGCUUGCAGGUGUGUGAGACUGAUGGUGCAAAACUCACCCGUGAGGGAUAUAUUUCAAUGUCUGCGAACAGGGUUUCUACUGUGAAUGAGAAGAAGAGAGGGGAAAUUUAUGAUAUCUUUCUUGAUUAUGAAAAAAUGAAGAUGAAGCGAGGAGAAUUUGAUUUAGCUGAUUUAGUGAAUGAUCUUCAUCGUCGGUUAAAGAGUGAAAACUUGAAUGGUGACAAAAUGGAUUUUGUAUACAUUGAUGAAGUUCAAGACCUUACAAUGAGGCAGAUUUCACUGUUCAAGUAUAUUUGCAAAAAUGUCGAUGAAGGCUUUGUAUUUUCUGGUGAUACAGCACAAACAAUUGCUAGGGGGAUAGAUUUUAGGUUUGAAGAUGUGCAGUCUUUAUUCUAUGAGGAGUUUAUGAUGAAAUUAAAGGGUGAUGGACCUCCGGCACGAAAAGAUAAAGGUCAUCUUGCAGGGGUCUCUUGUUUGCUACAGAACUUCCGUACUCAUGCUGGUGUUCUAAGGCUUGCACAGAGUGUAAUUGAUAUUCUUUAUCACUAUUUCCCUCUAUCUAUUGAUGCUUUGGCACCAGAGACCAGCCUUAUAUAUGGUGAAGCUCCUGUAUUACUUAAGCCUGGCAGUGAUGAAAAUGCUAUUGUAACUAUCUUUGGUAACAGUGGGAGUAAUAGUGGGAAAAUGGUAGGCUUUGGUGCCGAGCAAGUCAUAUUAGUGCGUGAUGAGGCUGCUAAGAAGGAAGUUUCAGACUUUGUUGGAAAACAGGCGCUUAUUUUAACAAUAGUUGAAUGCAAGGGCUUAGAGUUCCAGGACGUAAUGCUUUAUAACUUCAUUGGUUCUUCACCACUUAGAAAUCACUGGAGAGUAGUAUAUGAGUAUAUGAAACAACAAGAUUUACUUGACUCAGAAUUUCAUCAAUGCUUCCCGUGCUUUUCUGAAGCAAGGCACGCAAUUUUGUGUUCUGAAUUGAAGCAGCUCUAUGUGGCUAUAACAAGGACAAGGCAAAGGCUAUGGAUUUAUGAGAGUGUAGAGGAGUUUUCGAAACCAAUGUUUGAUUAUUGGAUGAAAAUGUGUCUUGUGGAGGUAAGGGAGGUUGACGACUGUCUUGCUCAGGCUAUGAGAAUGGCAAGCACACCUGAGCAGUGGAAAUCUCGGGGAAUAAAAUUCUUUUGGGAUAAACAGUAUGAAAUGGCUAUUAUGUGUUUUGAAAGGGCAGGAGAGAGUAAGUGGGAGAAAAGAGCUAAAGCUUCCAGAAUCAGGGAAGCUGCAUACCGGAAGCGGGAUUCAAAACCCAUUGAGUUCUAUACCUCCUUGCGGCAAGCUGCUGAAAUAUUUGAGUCUAUUGGACGGUUUGAGUCCGCAGCCGAGUGUUAUUGUGACUUGAAUGAAUAUGAACUUGCAGGUAUUAGUUUUUCCCUAUUCACUUUAAGUUGCAUCUUUGGCAUGAAGGCAUCUUAUUGCUGGUGUUUCUUCCAAAUUUCAAUGGGCACUGCUUAUUUAAUCAAAUUUCCUACAAUUGUUGUAAAUUCACCACCUGAUGUGUAUGAAUCUUCAAUGUCGGUCAAGCAUUCUGAAGCUUUGUUUUUCUGUUUCUACUGUGCUACAGGAAGUAUUUAUUUGAACAAGCGUAGUGAACAAGAGCAUGAAAAGGCUGCAGAGUGCUAUACAUUGGCACGAUGUUAUGAGACUGCCGCAAAGAUAUAUGCAAGGCAAAAUUGUUUCUCAGAGUGUUUGUCUGUUUGCAGCAAGGGACGACACCUUUAUGAUAUGGGAUUGGAAUAUGUAGAAUACUGGAAACAACAUGCUCAAGAAAGAAGAAAGGAAAUAGAUGGAAUUGAGCAGAAAUUUCUUGAAAGUUGUGCAUCUGAUUUCUUUAAGUGUAAUGAUAAGAAAUCAAUGAUGAAGUUUGUGAAAGCUUUUAAGACGUUGGACCAUAUGCGUAUGUUCUUGAAGCCUCGGGAUUGUUUGGAUGAAUUGUUAUGGUUAGAGGAAGAGUCCGGGAAUUAUGCUGAAGCUGCAGAGCUUGCACAUCUGAAAGGAGAUCUCCAACGAGAGGCGGAUCUUUUAGGUAAAGCUGGAAAUUUUAGCAAGGCAUCCUCACGAAUCCUUUGGUAUGCGCUUGUCAACUCUUUGUGGGUGCGUGGAUGCUGGGCAGCCUGGCCCCUGAAGUCAUUUGAAUCUAAGCAUGAACUCUUGAAGAAGGCCAUUUCGUUUGCAAGUAAUGAAUCUGACGCUUUCUAUGAAUCUGUUUGUACAGAGGCAAAGAUCUUGUCACAUAAUCCAAGUAGUUUGUGUGAAUUGAGACGUGCUCUAAGUGCUACGCAUAAAUGUGGGAGUCUCAGAGGUGAAAUUUUGUGUCUAAGAAAAAUUAUAGAUGUUCAUACUCAAAUUGAUGUCACAAAGUACUCAUGGGAAGAGAAGUUUCCAGUUGACCUGAAGUACCCAGAUGACACAUUGUUCUGUGACCAACUCUCUGUUGGAACCCUCUGUCAUUUUUGGAAUCUAUGGAGGAGAAAUAUAUUAGACGUUUUUGAGUCACUAAAGUGUCUUGAGGUACAGCGGGAUUUUGGUAAAUAUAAAGGCUAUGGGGAGUUCUGCUUGAACUGUUUUGGUGUGCGGCGACAGUUUACUGAUAUGAAAGUGACCUAUCUUCUGUCAAAUCCUGAUGCUGAAUGGGUUAAAGAGGUUCAUCAAAGUUUCUUGAGGAAGAGUAAAAAUAUGGUCUCAGUUGAUGUUAGACAUUUCAUAAUUGCUGCCCGGAAUUACUGGCAGAAUGAAGUGUUCUCUGUAGGCCUUAAGGUUCUUGAAACCCUUGAAUCACUUUAUGGCUUUUCCACGAAGUUAUUGUCUCAGUUUAGCCAAAGCAUUUUUCUGGUAAAUAUAUAUGUCAUUGCCAAGGACCUGCACUGCCAGAAGUAUGAUGCGAAACUGCGAAAGUUCUUCCAACUUUCUUCAAUGCAUUACUUUGUAAAAGUUUUUCCUCUUGAUUACCAGGAGGCCUUGGAGGAAAACAUAAUUUCUUUGAGAGGAACAGAGGUCUCCCGAAGCUUACUUGAGGAAUUUAUUGUUAAUGAUUUGAGUGGAAAGGGAAAACUUACACUUGGGCAGAUUGGACGGUUGAUGAUGAUAUGGCUUGGGUCUGCUGAACCGUCAGAUGAACUGUGCCAUAAAAUUUUUGAAAGAAUAAGAGAUGGUUCAAAUUGUAAAGCUUUCAUUAACAUUUUGAGGAGUGUCAGGGAGCCUUUAAAUCAAUCGACCUCAGCUGAUUCUCAGGAAGCUUCAUCUGUAGAUCCAUAUAAUCUUUUGGUUUGCAGAUUCCAUGAAGCUUUGAAUGAAACUUAUCAAAUCAAUUGGCAGAACUUUGAAGACUACAUAUCUCCUCAUUGCUUCGUAUAUCUUGUUGAACGUUUCCUGAUCUUGUCAUUCUGCCCAAGUGGUUUCUUUUACACAACAAAAUCUUCUUUUCUUGAGUGGCUAAUUUUUCAGAAACCAGGUGUCAGUGUGAUUGCUGGUUUUCAAACAAGUUGUCCAUCUAGUGAAAUCUUCUAUAAGUCCGUCACUUCCAUGGUGCAUUGGCUCCUCUUCCACAAUCUCGAGGCUCAUUGGAUUGCGAACUCUAAAAUUCAAUCCAGUAACUAUCAUAAGUUGCUGGUUUUGAGAUUGGUGGUCAUCCUUUGCUUACUGUGCAUGAAUUCGUCGUCUCAGGAACCUUGGAUUGCUCUCUUUGAUGCUCUGAAGACUCCAUAUAUUUCUUCUGAGCUACCGAGAGAAUUCAAUGCAGUGUUCAGACGUGGAGGGAAGCACACUGCAUUCGUAGAUAGAGUAAAAAUUGCUGAAGCUCUGAGAGUUCUCGGAAAUCCUGCUUUGCUCGUGAACUUGAAAGAAAAUACUCCUACCUCUGUGUGUCCCAACACCUUUUAUUUAGGCAUACACCCAAAUUCUUGCAGAGCGGACAUCAUGGAAAUGCUGUUCCCAAGGAAAAGUGUUACUUCUCCAGUCCAAAAAUCCAUGAAGAACUCAUGUUGUUUGCUUCCCCUGAUUGCUGACCUUGACAUAGAGACUUCAGUGUUGCCAUCUCCAGACGAUGCUUCCGCACAAAAUUAG
This is a messenger RNA of Ipomoea triloba (trilobed morning glory), 8100 nucleotides long. RefSeq lists its product as uncharacterized. Lineage: Eukaryota; Viridiplantae; Streptophyta; Magnoliopsida; Solanales; Convolvulaceae. Bases 1 to 8100 code for a protein of 2699 amino acids. Gene Ontology annotation, molecular function: ATP binding; helicase activity. The record is from RefSeq and is a predicted model, not a curated record. The transcript is spliced from 12 exons.